Drosophila eugracilis is the source of this 8544-nucleotide messenger RNA. RefSeq lists its product as uncharacterized. Lineage: Eukaryota; Metazoa; Arthropoda; Insecta; Diptera; Drosophilidae. The record is from RefSeq and is a predicted model, not a curated record.
CGUCGCUCUUUUGCUCUCCAUUUUGCCUCGUUAUUUCGCUUCGCACCGUGUUUGCGUUCACAACUCUUGUUCGGGUUCUGCAUUUUAUUUUAUUAUUAUUUUUUUUUUGUUUGUUGCUAUUCGGUAAUCCUUCACAUCACAGUCAACCAAUGGGACCAAAUCACUGCGAAUCGAACUGGACACAAUCAGCAUCGGAUCGCAGGGAGCAACAGGAGGUGGUGGAGCAGCAGCAGCAGAAUCAAAAGGCGGCGAAGGAGCGGCCAACAUAGGAGCAGCAACGUCGGCAGCAGCUGCCCACGGCCCCCCUAGGAUGUCUAGCCGGAAGCCGCCUGGAGGAUUUGGAGGAGCUGAUGAAGCCACAGCAGCAGCUGCUCCCCUAGAUGACAAUGCAAAUGCCAGCGUAGAAAUUCCGGUCAGCAGCGGGGAGCCAACAACGGGCGUCGUCGAAGAGCUGCCCGCCAUUAUCAAAACAGAUACAACAACGUCGCCAGCGCACGCGAUUGAGGAGUUAAAAGCAACACCAGAUGUAGAUGGUGAAAAGGAUCAGGAUGCCAAGGAGUCGAAUCCAGGUCCCAAAACGCCUAGGUCGACACCUACCCCAACACUUACACGGGCCGUUACACCAAAUGCCACUGAUGGAGUGGCGGCUAAGAGCAUGAGGGUUACACGGCACUCUUCGCCACUUCUUUUACUAAGCUCGCCUACAACCAGCAGGCGUGAGGUCGGCGACGGAGUGUUAGAAGCUGAGGAGCCGCCAACGGGAUCGGGUGGCCAAAGGAAGAGCUCUGUGGAGCGAACCAUGGCGCCCGUCAUACGCGGACGCAAGUCCAUUAAGGAUCUAAAAGAAGCCAAAGAAGUCAAGUCCGAGGAUGUGUCCGCAGUGGCAUCAGACUUGGGAGCUGCAACAGCUACAACGCCUGGGCAGGUCAGUGAGGGCAACGAACUAGAAUCCUUGCCGGCUACGGACAAAAAAGACCACAAAGAUAUAAAAGACAAGGAGGAUGAUCGAGAGAAAGAUAAACAGAAGGAUAUUCAGGAGAAUACAGAGAGAGAAAAAACUGCUGAAACUGAAACGAUUGCAGAGAAAGGAAAGUCUGCUGAAAAAGAAAAAAAUAUAGAGAAGGAAAAAGCUUCAGACAAAGAAAAAGAAAAAGAAGCAGAGAAAGAAAAGUCUAUCGAAUCAAAUAAAGAUACGGAUAAAGAGAAGGAAAAGGUCAAGGAAACGGUGACUCCAGUGUUGCCAAUAGCGCCAGUGGCAACUACUAGCAACCGCGUCACUCGCAAGUCGCAUGCGCAGGAGCAGGUGAUCAACACGCGGGUCACGCGCAAUCGUCGCCAAUCCUCUACUGUUGGAGCCAUUCCCUCAUCCUCCGCGGCCUUGGUAACCACAUCAGCCCCUCUUUCUGAGCAACCGCCCCCCGCUCGUGGGCGACGAAAGAAGACGGUGGCGGUAGCCCCACCAGUAGAGCCUGCGGUGAAAAGAAAGCGAUCCCAAGAUGCUGAAGCAGAUUCGGAGGCCACCAGCACUGCAAAAUACAGCAAGGUAGAGGUGGUAAAGACCGAGAGCAUAGAGGCGCCAGAUGAGGACUCCACUACUAUGGACAUAAAGCAAGAGCCUGUAGAUGCCAGCGAGGUCAGCUCUAUUUCUCCAUCAAUUACGCCCACGCCAACACCAACGCCAGCGCCUGCCCCAAUCUCGGGCGGUAGGCGGGGACGUGGGCGCCCACAGAGCAAAAAUUCCUCCUCGCCUGCUACCACCACUAGAGCCACUCGACUGAGCAAGGCGGGAUCCCCGGGUAUUCUGACGCCAGUUACCCAGGAACCAGUGCCACCGAAGCGGAGGAAGGUCGGCUCUAAUACAAGGAAGACUGCCUCGGCCAGCUCGCUGGCACCCAGCUCGCAGGGCGGUGCCGGGGACGAGGACUCUAAGGAUAGCAUGGCAUCGUCCAUGGACGACCUGCUAAUGGCUGCAGUGGACAUUAAACAGGAGAAGCUGACGCCGGACUUCGACGAUAGCCUGCUGCAAGAGAGCCUGCCUUCCACUUCUGGUACCUCGAGUGCCAACGGUCAUUCCUGCAUUGAACCGCUUACUGUGGAUACAGAAACCAUUAUUAAGCCCGCUUGCACCGAAGUGAAACCAAAGGAGUCACCGGCGGCAACAGUCGAGGAUUCGAAAUCGCAAUCCGAAACUCAAUCUGCUGCGUCGUCUGCAGCAGAAGGAAAGGCUCCAUCACUGAGUCCAGAGAUGAUAAGCGAGGGCGUGAGUGCGGUCAGUGUGCGGAAGUUUUACAAAAAGCCAGAGUUUCUGGAAAACAAUCUGGGCAUUGAAAAGGAUCCGGAGUUGGGAGAGAUCGUCCAGACGGUUAGCAGCAACAACACGGAAGCGAACGUUAAGCAGCAUGUUGACGGCCCGGUGAAUCAGGAGGAAAAUUUCAAGCCGCAAAUCGAAGUGUCCCAUGAAAAGGAAGAGGGGCAGGAUGAGGAGCAUACAUUUGAGCUGGAAAGGGGAAAGGAAUCAGUUGAUCGGCCAGAAACUAUCGGUGAAGAUCAUUCUGAAAUUCUAGCUGAUGUUCCGGUUGAAAUUCCAGCUGAAAUUACGGUAAAAAUUCUACCGGAAGCAGAAGGGGACUCAUGCUCGAAUAGCUCAGUGAAGGCAGGCGAGCUCCGUCUGGACGAGAGCACCGAUGGUCCUGACCCUGUGUUGCUGCUAGAUGAUGGCCUCAUAGUCAAUGGUGUUGAGGCACCUGAUCAACCAGAGGAAAAAGAGGAUCAGGUGGCGUUCUUCCAUUCGGAAGAGUACGAUGACUUUGAACAUGAGAUUAUGGAGGAGCUGACAAAAGAGGGGGUACUAGAUGCUAGUGGCAAUGCGCUAAGCCAAAAGGCAGAAAUUGAACAUACCGAGGAUGUAACUCUUCCUGAAUCGAAAACUGACGUAGAUGAAACUCUGACUGCCGGCGACGAAACAGUGGAAAGUGAUAAUUUUAAGGACACUUCACCCGCUGACGAAAUGGUGGCAAUGGAGGUGGAUGAAUCCUAUGUCGAUAUUAAACAACAGACAGACCAGCUCUUGGCGGAACACUUGGUAGAAGAGGCCACGGAUACAGUCAGCAGUCCUGAGGACAAUAAGGAGAACCUGUCCACAUCUGCUGCCAGCACCGCAACCGAUGGUCUGGAUAUCCAGCUGGCCCUCAAAGAAGAUGAUGACGAGGAGAAACCGCUUGCAGUGAUAGCUGGGACACAAAAACCAGAUUUGCUGUUGGCCAAGGAGAUGAAGGUGGAUGAGAAACAGAAUGGCAAACAGGAAACAAUUUGCGAUGAGCAGUUGCAGCUGCAGGAUAACCAUCAACAAAACUUGCGCCAGGAGCAGGAAAUUCAUUUGCAGAACCUGGGCCUACUCACACACCAGGCUGCUGAACAAAGAAGAAAGUUUCUGCUCGAGGCACAGGCUCGCCAGGCCCAAUUGCAGCAUCAGCAACAUCAUCAUAACCAGCACAAGCGUCAAGGAGCGCGGGGAGGAGGAAGUGCCACUCAUGUGGAAUCUAGCGGUACUUUGAAGACAGUCAUAAAGCUGAACCGGAGCAGCAAUGGAGGCGUGGGCGGCAGUGGAGGCCUCCCUACGGGGACAGUUAUCCAUGGCGGCAGUGGUUCCUCUUCAGCCUCUUCCACGUCCUCGUCCUCGGUAGGCAGCGCAACACGUAAAUCAAGUGGUGCCUUGGCCUCAGGAGCGGGAGCAGGAGGUGGAGUCCGCCGGCAAUCGCUCAAGAUGACAUUCCAGAAGGGUCGAGCUCGUGGCCACGGGACUACAGACCGAUCCGCCGACCAGUAUGGCGCUCACGCCGAGGAUUCCUACUACACCAUUCAGAACGAGAACGAAGGUGCGAAGAAGUUUAUUGUAACCUCGGGUAAUCCCGGCCGCAAGACCAAUAACCGUUUCAGCUCGACUAACAACCACGCCUCCACGGUAGCCUUGCACGGUAACAACUCUGUGGUUCAGUACUAUUCAUCACACUCGGAGAGUCAGGGACAGGCAGACCACGGCUUCUACCAGAUGGUUAAGAAGGACGAAAAAGAGAAGAUACUUAUUCCGGAGAAGGCCUCCUCGUUCAAGUUUCAUCCGGGAAGGCUGUGCGAAGACCAGUGCUACUACUGCAGCGGAAAGUUCGGUCUCUAUGAUACGCCCUGCCAUGUGGGUCAGAUCAAGUCCGUGGAACGCCAACAAAAGAUCCUAGCCAACGAAGAGAAGCUAACCGUCGAUAACUGCCUGUGCGACGCCUGUUUCAGACACGUGGAUCGCCGAGCGAAUGCACCAUCCUAUAAAAAACGUCUGUCGGCUCCAGGGCACUUGGAAACGGGCGUAGGUGGAUCAGCGGCGGCAGCUGCACUAGAGCACUUUGCCGGCGAUGGUGGCGUCAUUCAGGAGGGAACUGGAGAAGCAGGUUCAACAGCAACUGGUGCCGUUCAGCAUCGUCCCUGUGCCGUAAAGACCUGUGACGAAGCGGCAGGACAUUCGCUACGACGAAAGUGCAUCCGCAAGAGCGUGAAAAAGUUCCAGCUUAGCCUUGAGAUUCCCGCCGGCUCGUCGAUCGUGUGGCUAUGCGAGGUUCACUACAACACGAUAAUCCAAUUUUCUGGCUGCGUACUCUGCAAGCGGAGGUUGGGCAAAAACCAUAUGUAUAACAUAACAACGCAGGACACGGAUCGGCUGGAGAAGGCGCUGUCCGAGAUGGGCAUCCCAGUCCAGCUCGGUAUGGGCACCGCCGUCUGUAAGCUGUGCCGCUACUUUGCCAACCUGUUGAUGAAGCCCCCAGAUAGUACGAAGUCCCAAAAGGCGGAAUUCGUGAAGAAUUACAGGAAGAGGCUCCUUAAGGUGCAUAAUCUGCAGGAUGGUAGUCACGAGGUAUCGGAGGCGGAUGAAGAAGAGGCACCCAAUGUAACAGAGGCGGAUAAUGCGACCACUGAAGGCCAGGAGGAUGCAGAGAUGCCUAUGGUCGUAGACUUUGAUGGACCUACCGACUCCAAUUCCAGUAACUCUUCAACUGCAGCUCUUGACACCAGCAAGCAAAUGUCGAAGCUGCAGGCUAUUUUGCAGCAGAAUCUGGGAGCAGAUGCUGCAGGAGCAGCGGGAGCCGGGGCAGCCGCUGGAACUGGUGCCGGAGGAAGCGGUUCAGGAGCAGACAUCUCAAACGUGUUGCGCGGAAAUCCAAACAUCUCAAUGCGGGAACUGUUCCACGGCGAGGAGGAGUUGGGCGUGCAAUUCAAAGUGCCGUUUGGAUGCAGCAGCAGUCAGCGAACGCCAGAGGGCUGGAUACGGGUGCAGACUUUCCUUCAGUACGACGAGCCGACGCGCCGUCUCUGGGAGGAGCUUCAAAAGCCUUAUGGCAACCAAAGCUCAUUCCUGCGGCACUUAAUACUACUGGAAAAGUAUUACCGUAACGGUGAUCUUGUACUGGCACCGCACGCCUCCUCCAAUGCUUCCGUUUACACGGAAACGGUUCGCCAGCGUCUAAACUCCUUCGAUCACGGUCACUGCGGAGGAUUAGGCAGCACAGGCAGCUCUUCUUCAGGUUCCAACAAACGAAGCGGGAUUCCACAGCCCGCCGGUGCUAGUGUGCUGGCCACCGCCCUCACAACUCCCAUGUCUAGCCACUUGUCCUCAACAUCUAUAUCAACGGAACAGCUUGCGCCAGCUGAACCUGUAAUUCCGCUAGUCGAGCUCAACGAUGAUGAUGAAGGCGAGAAUGGGUCAGAAGGAGCGGGCGAUGGAGAGUCGAAUGCAAGGCAAGAGGAAUCACUUUUGGACAGCCUUGGCACAGUCUCGGUGGACAAGUUGACCAAGCAGCUAAGCUCGAACGCGGUAACGAUUAUCGCCCGCCCUAAAGACAAAUCGCAGGUCUCGUCUAACAGUGGAUCCGCGACGUCCAUUUCAAGCUCCUCGUCCGCGGUUUCGUCGCCAGAGGAAGUGGCUGUUACUAAGAUUACCGCAGUCGCGCCCGCUCAAUCCAAGGAUGCCCCACCACUGGUGCCCGCAGGUGGCAAUGUUGGCAACAGUCGCAGUAUCCUGAAGACCAAUCUUCUGGGUAUGAGCAAGGCCGUGGAAAUAGUGCCGUUGGCGCCCGCCUCCCACACAUCCACAUCCACAUCAUCCACUGCUGCAUCUAAGAACUUCCUUACAUCCAUCGCCUCACUGGCGAACAAGUCAACGGCAUGCCAUAUACCCGACAAGCAGCAAAAGAUUCUCGAAGUGGCCAAUAAGCUCCUCAGCAGCCAAGGGGAACCUGCUACCACCGCCUUGCUCAGUCUGCAGACAAAGCUGAAGCCUCCAAUGCAUCAGACACAAGCCGCGGGAUCAGGAGCGGGAACUAGUGGUCCCCAGAAACCUGGUGUGGCCCAAUUGCUAAGUUCUCCACCAGAGCUUAUUAGCUUACACCGAAGGCGAACGAGCGGUGCAACAACGGCGACCAACAGCUUGCUUGGCAAUCUUACGGGCAAAAGAUUGCAACUUCCACGAACUGGAGCAGGGCCUUCAGCAGGAGCAGGAACGGGCACUGGAGCAGCAGGAAGCCGGGGCGCUGGGGGACAACCUCCGCCGAACGUGGUCAUACUCCCGGAUACCUUAACCGCGCAGGAGAGGCAUGAAAGCAAAAGCUGGAAACCUACGCUGAUUCCGCUGGAGGAUCAGCACAAGGUACCAAACAAGUCGCAUGCUCUCUACCAGACCGCCGACGGUCGUAGGCUACCUGCUCUUGUGCAGGUGCAGUCUGGUGGCAAGCCAUACCUCAUCUCCAUCUUCGACUACAACCGUAUGUGCAUCUUGCGCAGGGAAAAACUGCUGCGAGACCAGAUGCUGAAGGCCAACGCCAAGCAAAAGACGCAGAACCAGCAACAGCAGCAGGGCCAGACGCAUCAACAACAGCAGAACUCCGCCGCGUCGGCUGCUGCUUUCUCGAACAUGGUUAAGCUGGCUCAGCAACACACUGCCCGCCAACAGCUACAGCAGUUGCAGCAGAAGCAGCAGCAACAGCAACAACAACAAUUGCCCACUUUGCAGCCAGGUGGAGCAGCAGGAGCGGGUAUAAGACUUGCCCGGCUGGCACCUAAGCCAAUGCCUCCGCUAACUAAUCCGCAGAUCGGCAGCCAGGCGCCCAACUUCCAGCCGUUGCUGACCAAUCCAAUGGACAACAGUAACAGCUCCUGGCUGUGGAAGAACUUUCCCGAUCCCAAUCAGUACCUGCUCAAUGGAAAUGGGGGAGGUGCUGCGAGUUCCGCUAGCAAGUUGCCUCAUCUCACCGCCAAACCUGCCACCGCAACGAGUAGCGGUGCGUCUGUCAACAAAUCGGCAGCAACAAUGUUUACCCUCAAGCAGCAGCAACAACAGAUGCAUCAACAGAAGCUUAUCGAGAAUGCUAUAAUGUCGAAGAUACCCAAAAGUCUGACAGUAAUCCCACAACAGUUGGGCGGCAACACCGGUGGCGACUUGGGGGGCAGCAGCACCCCGGCAAGGAUUGAUGACGGCGAAAGAGGCCGCCAUGGCCAAGAGGAACAGCAGUGGCGGGUCCCCGGCGAAGCAGCAGGAUCAAUAAGCAGGCGGCCAGCAGCUUAAACGGCGAGUUUCCAAGCAAGAGGUGAUUUGCGGCGACUCCAUGGAUAUCACAAACUCCAAAAUUGCAUGGCUGAAGUAAAAUAAGUGAUAAAUCUAAAAAAAAAAGAAACAAAACAAAAUGGACGGACAGAGAUGAAACAGAUGAGGAAUCAAGAUAAUUUUAGGAUUACACAACGUUAACUGUGUGUAAUCAAGAUACGGUUACGAAUACGAUUAUAUUAUAAGUUAAACCCACUAGUUAGGCACUUGAGCCGAUACCACAUAUGCAUCAAAUGAUAGAACAGUUUGAGAUGAAGAUGGAGAUGUCGAUUCGGAGCGAAUGAGGAUACGGAAAUGGAUAGAUAGAGAUACCGACACACCUUACUCUUAACUAUGCUACUCUAUUAAUGUAGACUUACACUAUAUUUUUUUAAUUAGAUUUACGGGCAUAUUAACUUGCGAUUCGUGUAUUAUAGAUACCAAAAUUGCUAGAGCUAAACGGUUUAUAGAUUUGUAAGUGACCCCAAAAAACACAUAAACAUACUGCUACACCAAUACACUCACACCUACACACACACACACUACUUUAAGAGAGAAUGCAGCACAAAAGUAUAGUUAGUAGCCUAGGAGUUAUGCUAACUCUUUACGAUGCUGCUGAUCCCAGGAUCGGAAACGUAAGCCGUAAACCCUGGAGCCCCAGUUCUUGAAGGAAUCCCAAUCAUCCCAGGAGCAUUUUCAGCACACUAAACACACACACACUUAGCAGAUAUAAAUUAAAUAUCGCACAUAGAAUACGAUUCGUUUGACCGGAUUCCUAUUUCAUAACCAUUUUGUAUUUAAUUUAUACAUCUUUAAAGUUCGCCACCGACCCCCCACUCACUCACACUCAGAUACAGAUAAUUAUAAACCCUUAAACUGUAAAUAUUUUAAUGGAAACAACAGAUAAAUACAAAAACUACAAAAUA